This is a messenger RNA of Oncorhynchus gorbuscha (pink salmon), 2262 nucleotides long. Its product is annotated as vitamin D3 receptor A-like. Gene Ontology annotation, biological process: cell differentiation; positive regulation of transcription by RNA polymerase II; negative regulation of transcription by RNA polymerase II. Bases 361 to 1632 code for a protein of 423 amino acids. The transcript has 11 exons. The record is from RefSeq and is a predicted model, not a curated record. Gene Ontology annotation, molecular function: nuclear receptor activity; zinc ion binding; vitamin D response element binding. Gene Ontology annotation, cellular component: nucleus. NCBI's taxonomy places the organism in Eukaryota, Metazoa, Chordata, Actinopteri, Salmoniformes, Salmonidae.
UAAAAUAAGAUACUAUUCUUACACGUUAGUCAUGAUUGGUUGCUGGCGGUGAUAUAUGUAUAGAUGUGCAUUUUAUGCUGAACUAUGGGGCGGGACGAAGCAGAAUGGUGUUUAUUCAGGAAUAGACUAAAGACGUGCCUCUUCGUACUGAUUGAAUACCUUAAACACCAGAAAAGUUUCCAUUAAACGAAGAAUACGUUCACCAGGUAACGUUUACCAAACCUUUAGAGAAUUCUUGAACUGGCUUCAAGUUUCAGUCCCGAUAACCAGCAAAGUAAAGAAGGGCGAUAUGCCACAACAGACUACAACCCCCAAAGGUUUAUUACCUCCACCAACUGGACGGGGUUAACAAACCAAGUGAUGGAGCCCAUGGCUGUGAGCAUCUCAGUGGUCGGGCCGGAUGAGUUCAACCGCAACAUGCCGCGCAUCUGUGGCGUCUGCGGCGACAAGGCCACCGGCUUCCACUUCAACGCCAUGACCUGCGAGGGCUGCAAGGGCUUCUUCAGACGCAGCAUGAAACGUAAGGCCAGUUUCACCUGCCCCUUCAACGGCAACUGCUCCAUCACCAAGGAUAACCGGCGCCACUGCCAGGCCUGCCGGCUCAAAUGCUGCGUGGACAUGGGUAUGAUGAAGGAGUUCAUCCUGACAGAUGAGGAGGUGCAGAGGAAGAAGGAUCUGAUCCAGAAGAGGAAGGAGGAGGAGGCGGCGCGGGAGGCCCUGAGACCAAGGCUGAAUGACGAGCAGAGCCAGGUCAUCGCAUCAUUGGUGGAGGCACACCACAAGACCUACGAUAACUCCUACUCCGACUUCACACGCUUCAGGCCCCCGGUGCGAGACAGGCCAGUAACACGCAGUGCCAGUCGUGCAGCCUCCCUUCACUCGCUGUCAGAUGCCUCCUCAGACUCCUUCAACCACUCACCAGAGUCGGUGGACACCAAGCUGAUGAAAUUCAGCAGUCUGUUGAUGAUGUACCAGGACAGUGCAGGCAGCCCGGACUCCAGUGAGGACGAUGGCUCCAAGCUCUCCAUGUUACCCCACCUGGCUGACCUGGUCAGUUACAGCAUCCAGAAGGUCAUUGGCUUUGCUAAGAUGAUCCCUGGCUUCAGAGGGCUGAUUGCUGAGGACCAGAUCGCCCUGCUCAAGUCAAGUGCCAUCGAGAUCAUUAUGCUACGCUCCAACCAGUCUUUCAAUAUGGAGGAUAUGUCCUGGAGCUGUGGUGGUAGCCCUGACUUCAAGUACUGCAUCACCGACGUCACCAAGGCGGGUCACACUCUGGACCUGUUGGAGCCGCUAGUGAAGUUCCAGGUGGGCCUGAAGAAACUCCAGCUCCAUGAGGAGGAACAUGUGCUGCUCAUGGCCAUCUGCCUGCUGUCUCCAGAUCGUCCAGGGGUGCAGGACCACGCUAAGAUCGAGGAUCUCCAAGACAGUCUGUCGGAGGUGCUCCAGGCUUACAUCAGGGUGAACCACCCGGGAGGACGCCUGCUCUACGCCAGAAUGAUCCAGAAGCUGGCCGACCUGCGCAGCCUCAACGAGGAGCACUCCAAACAGUACCGCUCACUGUCCUUCCAGCCCGAGCACAGCAUGCAGCUCACCCCACUGGUGCUGGAGGUAUUUGGGAGAGAGGUGUCCUAGCAGCCACGCCGACACCCACCACCACACCUCUGGUUGGAAGAUAUGGACAGACGAUCCCUCCCGUGAGGACCCCCGGGAGUUAAUUUGUUGAGUUUCUGGAUAGAGGGCUCAGCGAUGGGGUUGAUGAAAAGGUCUCUGAGGGGGAAUAGCGGAAUGGACCGGAAAGUCACACUGUCACAAAGGUUUUGGGGGGUUAAUCAGGGUAUUAUGGGUAAAUAGCGGAGGAAGGGGCUUCGAUAAGGUUGUAAUUUCCCGUUCAUAAGAAAAAGGGAAUUUCAAACAGAAUGUAUUUAUAACUAAACUAUAAAUAUACAGUACCAGUCAAAAGUUUGUAUACACCUAUUCAUUCAAGGGUUUUUCUUUAUUUUUACUAUUUUCUACAUUGUAAAACAAUAGUGAAUACAUCAAAACCAUGAAAUAACACAUGGAAUCAUGUACUAACCAAAAUAAUGUUAGAUAAAUAAAAAAAUAUAUUUUAUUCUUUAGAUUCUUCCAAGUAUUCGGGUGACCCUUUGCCUUGAUGACAGCUUUGCACCAUCUUGGCAUUCUCUCAACCAGCGUCACCUGGAAUGCUUUUCCCGCAGUCUUGAAAGAGUUCCCACAUAUGCUGAGCACUUGUGGGCUGCUUUU